Molecule: messenger RNA, 1373 nt
Organism: Dermatophagoides farinae (American house dust mite)
Lineage: Eukaryota; Metazoa; Arthropoda; Arachnida; Sarcoptiformes; Pyroglyphidae
Product: rho-related GTP-binding protein RhoB
Biological process (GO): small GTPase-mediated signal transduction
Molecular function (GO): GTP binding; GTPase activity
Source: RefSeq, a predicted model, not a curated record
UUGACAUCGAUGUAAUAGUUUUCGAUUCAGAGAUUAAAUUACCACUUGUAAAUCAUUCGUAUUAAUUGAAUUUGGUCAUUUAGAAUUGUGUUCACAGUGUUUUACAAUUGUGUUAAUUGAUCAAUUUGGCCAUCAAAUUUUAUCAUCCGGUUUCCAGUUGAUUUUCAAUUUAAAUUAAUCUUGGUAUAUAGCUUAAAAAUUACAAACAUCGCUCAUCUAGAUGAAUUGGCCAAACAAUGAUAACCAAAUCGAUCAACAACAAUCCAGCCGGUUCGAUCAAUCUGGUUGUAAAAAGAAAGAUUCAAGUGAACUAAAAAAAUGUCCAUUACGUGCACAGCAUUCCGCAUCGGCAGCUGAAUCAUCAUCAUUGACAUCAUCAUCGUUGAUUGAUCGAAAAUCAAUGUCGCCAUUAUCGCCAUUUCCUCGACGAACAUCGACAACAAAAUCUUUGCCAUCAAAACGAUCAUCAUCAUCAGCAUCAGUAUCGUCGUACAAAUCGUCUUCUUCAAUGAAUGUAAGAAAAAAACUGGUCAUUGUAGGUGAUGGUGGUGUGGGUAAAACCUGUCUACUAUUGAACGGUUUGCUAAACAAAUCAUCAUCAUCAUCAUCAUCAUCAUCAUCAUCAUCAUCAUCAUUGACCAUUAAUGGAGAUGAAAAUAGUAAAUACUUUUUUGAACAUUACUGUCCAACCGUAUUGGUCACCACUCUUCAUACUUUGGAUUAUCAUGGCUGUAAGAUGGAAGUAGCAUUUUGGGAUACGGCUGGUAAUGAAGAAUUUAGCCGUUUGCGACCAUUCUCUUAUGCAAAAUGUGAUGUCAUUUUAUUAUGCUUUGCCAUCGAUUCUAUGUGUUCAUUUUUGAACGUAAAACAAAAAUGGGUACCAGAAUUACAUCAUUAUUGUCCUAAAGUUCCAAUCAUUUUGGUUGGAACAAAAAAAGAUUUAUUGGAUCAGACAGCCACAGAAAAUGACAAAGGCUACUACAACAGUGAACAGCUACAGUAUGAUCAACGAGCAUUAAUGGCCAAUAAUAUAAAAGCAGUCGGUUAUUGGGAAUGUUCAGCUAAAACCGGUGAUGGUAUCGAUAAAUUAAUUGAAGGUAUCAUUGACACAGCAUUCGGUCCUAGAGAUGAGUUUGCAAAUGAUAAUCAACACAAUGACGAUAAUUAUAUCGAAAAUAACACAAACAACAACAACAACAAUGAUAACAACGGAAAUAAAAAAAUCGUAAAAAAGAAACCGGUCGAAGCUAAACCUUUACUAUGCCAUAUAAUUUAGAAUAUAUUCAAUCGGAAUUAUGAUCCGUCAAAAACAAAAUGAUUCCGAAAAUUAUUAUUUAUAUAAAAAUUAAAAUUUUGAUUUAUUAACAAAUGAA